AUGCUGUUUGCGCUGCUUACGCAAAGCGACGAGCUACGGAAAGAAAUCCCUCUGUGUGCGGGGUGCAACCAGCACAUCGUGGACCGCUUCAUCCUCAAGGUCCUAGACCGGCACUGGCACAGCAAGUGCCUCAAGUGCAGCGACUGCCAGUCCCCGCUGGCCGACAAGUGCUUCAGCCGGGGGGACAGCGUCUACUGCAAGGAGGACUUCUUCAAGAGAUUUGGAACCAAAUGUGCAGCAUGCCAGCAGGGCAUUCCUCCGACCCAGGUGGUGCGCAGAGCGCAGGACUUCGUCUAUCACCUGCACUGCUUCGCGUGCAUCGUGUGCAAACGGCAGCUGGCGACGGGGGACGAGUACUACCUGAUGGAGGACAGCAGGCUCGUGUGCAAAGCGGACUACGAAACCGCCAAACAGAGAGAGGCGGAUUCGACGGCAAAAAGGCCUCGUACCACGAUCACGGCCAAACAACUGGAGACGCUGAAAAACGCCUACAAUAAUUCCCCCAAACCGGCACGCCACGUCAGAGAGCAGCUGUCGUCGGAGACGGGCCUGGAUAUGCGAGUGGUGCAGGUGUGGUUCCAGAACAGGCGAGCGAAAGAGAAGCGUCUGAAGAAGGACGCUGGGCGGCAGCGGUGGGGUCAGUACUUCCGCAACAUGAAGCGCUCGCGGGGCAGCUCCAAAUCAGACAAGGACAGCAUCCAGGAGGAGGGCAUGGACAGUGACGCAGACGUGUCCUUCACAGACGAGCCGCCCAUGUCGGACCUGAGCCACUCCAACGGUCUGUACGGCAGCCUGAGCGAGGCGUCCCCUGCCAUGGGCCGAGCGGCGGGCGCUCACUCUUCCUUCCCACUGGAGCACGGCGUGCUGCCCUCCCAGGAGUCCUACCACGACAUCCGCGCGUCCAGCCCCUACGGCCUGCCCCAGUCGCCCAGCGGCCUGCAGCUGCCCCCCCGCCACCAGCCCCUGCUGUCCGGCCUGGUGUACCCCGACGCCGCGCUGCCCAUGGGGGGUCAGGGGGGGCCGCCGGGCAUGGGGCAGGGGGGCGGCAGGCUGAUGGGUGGUGCCAACGGGCCCAGUUCUGACCUGUCGACGGGCAGCAGCGGCGGGUACCCGGACUUCCCCGCCAGUCCGGCGUCCUGGCUGGACGAGGUGGACCACGCGCAGUUCUGA
Messenger RNA from Sardina pilchardus (European sardine), 1170 nucleotides. It is a transcript of the gene lhx3, whose product is annotated as LIM homeobox 3. Gene Ontology annotation, cellular component: nucleus. Lineage: Eukaryota; Metazoa; Chordata; Actinopteri; Clupeiformes; Clupeidae. Gene Ontology annotation, biological process: neuron differentiation; regulation of transcription by RNA polymerase II. The transcript has 6 exons. The record is from RefSeq and is a predicted model, not a curated record. The coding region runs from base 1 to 1170 and encodes 389 amino acids. Gene Ontology annotation, molecular function: RNA polymerase II transcription regulatory region sequence-specific DNA binding; DNA-binding transcription factor activity, RNA polymerase II-specific; zinc ion binding.